GUUGUGGGUCAGACGACGCCAAUGUUCACUGGAACCGUAAGGGUGAAAAUAUGCGAGGCUUGCGGGUUGAGACCCACGGAUUUUCAAACGCGGCAUAGUAUGGCGUUUGGGAAACCUGAUGACCAGCCAAUAGAUCCUUAUGUGUCGAUAGACGUGGAUGAAAAUCAUUUAGAUCGUUCAUCAACAAAACCGAAGACUUGUGAUCCAGUAUGGAACGAGUACUUCGUCCACGACGUCCAAGGCGCCGUCAACCUGGGGUUGACUGUUUUCCACGAUGCCGCCAUCCCGCCUGACGAUUUUGUGGCAAACUGCAAUAUUCCAUUCGAAGAUCUCGUUCACAGAGAUCGGGAUUCUGCUGACUUUUGGGUGGAUCUUGAACCGCAAGGAAGGUUACACAUUCGCAUUGAGCUUAAAUGGAAGUCACAAGAGCAUUCAACAUCAAAACCCCGGGAGUUCAAGGAGAGGCAGGGUUUCUACAGGAGACGUGGGGCCUUGAGACGGCGUGUACACCAAGUAAAUGGUCACAAGUUCAUGGCCACAUUCCUCCGUCAACCAACCUUUUGCUCCCACUGCCGCGAGUUUAUCUGGGGUUUGGGGAAACAAGGCUACCAGUGUCAAGUCUGUACAUGUGUGGUCCACAAACGCUGCCAUCAUUCAGUGGUCACAAAGUGUCCUGGCAUGAAGGAUGCAACACAGGAUGAGCAGCUGAACCAAGGUAUCCAACAGAGUCAGCGGUUCAAUGUGAACAUCCCACAUCGCUUUAUGGUACACAAUUACAAGAGGUUUACAUUUUGUGACCAUUGUGGCUCUCUGUUAUAUGGACUCUUCCGUCAGGGACUCCAGUGUGAAGUUUGCAACAUGAAUGUACAUAAGCGAUGCCAGAAGAAUGUGGCCAAUAACUGUGGCAUAAACACAAAGGAAAUGGCCCAGAUCUUGGCAGCCAUGGGAAUCUCGACAGACAAGCUGGGUCCACCACCGCGUAAACCCAAUAAGUCAAGUGGGUCAUCAAGUAGUGUGCAGUCCGCUGGGGACCGCAUCGGAGGGGGUGGAGGAACAGUGGCUCUGUCAACUGCUGAGCAUGAUGAAUCUGGAGUAAGGAGGGAUGACCUAGGUCCUCCAUGUCAAACUUCUGAAGGAGGGGAAAACGAUUCCGAGAACCGUAUUCUUGUUCCGCCAUUUACAGAUGACAAGAAUCGCGAGAAGAACAAAGACACUUCUGAAACUGAAGGAAGUCGUCUAGAUCGAGCAGAACAAAUCACAGAGAGAGGAGGAAGUGGCCAUGAAUGUAGAAUUUGUCUGGAAGACUUCCACUUCAUCAAAGUUUUGGGUAAGGGUAGCUUUGGCAAGGUGAUGCUUGCAGAACGGAAGGUACCGGGUGGAACUGGAUCCACUGAUGAAGUGUAUGCUGUAAAGGUGCUCAAGAAAGAUGUCAUCAUCCAAGAUGAUGAUGUGGAUUGCACCAUGACGGAAAAAAGGAUUCUUGCCCUUGCUGCCAAACAUCCCUUCCUCACUGCACUUCAUUCAUGCUUCCAGACUAAGGACCGAUUGUUCUUCGUUAUGGAAUAUGUGAAUGGUGGGGACCUCAUGUUCCAAAUCCAGCGAGCACGCAAGUUUGAUGAGCCACGAGCACGAUUUUAUGCUGCUGAGGUGACAUUAGCAUUGCAGUUUCUCCACAGACACGGGGUUGUGUAUAGAGAUCUGAAGUUAGACAAUAUUUUACUGGACAACGAAGGCCAUUGCAAGUUGGCUGACUUUGGAAUGUGCAAGGAAGGAAUAGUUGAUGGGGCCACCACCACAACAUUCUGUGGCACUCCAGAUUACAUUGCUCCGGAGAUUCUACAAGAGCUGGACUAUGGGCCAAGUGUGGACUGGUGGGCUUUAGGAGUACUCAUGUAUGAGAUGAUGGCUGGGCAGCCCCCUUUUGAGGCCGACAACGAAGAUGAUCUCUUUGAGUCUAUCCUGCAUGAUGAUGUGCUGUACCCAGUGUGGCUAACAAAGGAGGCUGUGUCCAUACUCAAAGGGUUCAUGACAAAGAAUCCUGCCAGACGCUUGGGCUGUGUUGCGGCUCAUGGCACUGAGGAGGCCAUCAGAAACCACCCGUUCUUUCGAGAGAUGGACUGGGAUGCUCUUGAAGGAAGACGUGUGAAGCCACCAUUCAAACCAAAGAUUAAAAGUAAAAAGGAUGCUCUGAACUUUGAUGCUGAGUUCACAAAAGAAGAUCCAGUGCUGACGCCUGUUAAUGCUGAUGUUGUUCGUGCUAUUAACCAAGAAGAGUUCAAGGGCUUCUCAUUUGUGAAUCCUGAUUUCAACCCAGGAAGGUAUCAGGCAGAUAAAUCCACAGCCUAAAGGAGCCCAGUGCUAGUGUGGUCAGUUGGUCCUAACUUCAACAGUCACUAGUUCUCACAGUAGCCGUGGCAUGUUCCCAUGAAUACUGCCUAAAUUUAAUUGCCAUGGCAACAAGCGCACAGCUGCUGAAGUGAGAUGGCUGCCUACAUGAUGCAACAGUGAUGUCACCAUGACAACAUGGCUGCCUAAUGCCUGUAAAUACAAUGGCUGCCUAAUACCCUAGGUUAGAACUAACUUUAGAAUAGAACAUUGUUGCCUCAACAUUUUCCUCUGUAAAGCCAAAAACCCUUGUCUAACCCCCUGAGUGUUGUGUCUAAAGCAAUGUUAUGUCAGAUUUAGUGCAAUCAGUGUAAACAUUUUAUAUACACAUAAACAAGAUAGAAGAACAUUAAAUGUAUGUAUAACCAUAAUUUAUACAGUUUAACUGAAGUUCUCUGUAAGAUAAUUACUAUUAAGAAUUUGUUUUUUAAUAAUGACAUUUCUGUUGGUGCACCUCCCAAGGACACUGAAUUAAGUCGAGGGACUUGAUUCACAAUAGUACUAUGGUCAGUAUUUUUGACAUUGGCCAAGUCGAAACAAAAUUGUCAUCGUACAGUUGUGUACUUACGAGAUUAGUUGUCUGGUCAGGUUGGUGAAAGCACAAUAUGUAUCAGAAUUAAUUGUAAAGUAUGCCCCUAGAAUGUUGUCCAUUAUGUAAGUAAUAAUGUAAUGUGUGAAACUGUAUACGACGUUCAUGAAGGGAACGGGAGUGUAUGUCAGAAUGCAUCACAUAGCAUAAAACUGAAUGUGGUGCUCAUUUUAACAAAAUAUUGAGCACACAGAAAAGGUAUAACAAAGUAUGAAUGUGCAGGAGAGUGUGAUUGUUAUUAUGUAUCAUGCACGGUUCUAAGCUUCCAUUUUGCAUGGCAAGAAUCUUUGCCAAGGCCUACUGUCGCUCGUAAUGUGGAGCGGCAACAAAAAAUGAUGUACGUAAUGUUACAUAAAAUUUGUCCUCCGUUUUGUUGUAAAAGUAUGUAUGUUUGUUGUGUUAGAGUCUGAAAAUAUUUACGGGUGUUUGUUGUUGUCCUUGUUGUUUACAUUGUUGUCGCAGUUGUUGAUACAGUGCGCAUUAUAUUAUUUAGCUGUGUUUUCAGAAUACCAUAAAUGAGGUAUAAUCUUACACAUUUUAAAGAGUACAGAGAAGUCACAAACAAAUCUACUUGGUAAUAUAAUACCUUGUUGUAAGUGUGGAAACAGACACAACUUUUUAGCCGUUUGUACAAUAAGUGUACAGACCUAAUGUUUUAAAAAGUGUAAUUGCAUUUUUAAAUAGAACAUAUUUAGAGAAGGUUGUAAGUGUAAAAUAGCUGAGUUACCAAGUACAUGCACACUUCUCUUGUUUACAAGAACUGUCUUAACUUAAGGACAUAUACCAAAAGGGUUACUGAGGUAAAUCUACAAACAUAUAUAUAUAUAUGACCAGAGGGAACUUUCCCCAAUCAACUAAUUACCAUGCAAUGCUGACUGUCAAAAUCUAGUCAUUAGGGACAAAUGCGUUUGAUGCAUAAUGUUAUUAAUAAUAAAUAUGACUACUAUAAUAAUGUGAAAUAACAUUGGGAGUCAAAUUUCCUGUUACAAGAUCACAACCAGUGAAUACAUAGGUUCAUUUUACUAUAUGUAUAUUAUACAAAUGGACUUACUCAAGUCAUGUCGUCAUGAAUUGAGGGAAAUGUCUGGCCUAUUCUUUAUCACAUGGAUUGACAUUCAUCAUUUAUGGUUGUAACAUAGUGUCUUGAAAGGCACUGAGGUUUUGAUGCAGGAGCUGGUGUAAUUAGUCAAAGAUGUGUCUGCCAUGUAAGUAGGAUUGUGUGUGUGAACAUUUUUUGAGAUCAGCUGACUGAAAAAAAAAACUCGUUAGAUUUAACACAAGAAAUAUAUAUAUAUAUAUCUUAAAACAUCUAUAUUAAUAUUAUAUACUUGAGUAUUUGUGAUGAAGAAUUGCACAAGUUGAGUGAUUAAUGUUGAACACAAGACAGGAAUGAUCACUUGUUUGUUGGGCUACUGAUGGUGACCUGAUUAAACAUUUGGUCGAUUUCUUCGGAAUUUCCCAACACACUUUUUUUUUUUCCACUUUUCCGAUGAAACCUGACCAUUACAUUAACUAAUAGUCACAGGCUAUACUACUGUACACUGUGGGUUGAUGAAGUGUUAUGAAAACUACUGUAAUGUCCUUUUUUUAAAAAAGAAAUAGCAAUCUUAGUCUAUAACUAUCUGUAGCUAUGUGUUCUAGAGUAGACACAGGCCUUUCCUUGUCAGUGCUGAAAUACUGGAACACUAACGCAAUGCCAUCAUAUCUCCGUCAACGUGAUUUGUGGUGAUGCGUCAGGCUGGAUGCAGCUCCUGUUAUCCUCAUGCUAACGAACGAAUGCCAGAAGCUCAAGCACCAUCCCACUGCAAUGGCAACAUGGCAGUACUCCUGCAGCCUGCGCCUCCCACCGUCCUCAAUGGAACGGAACUGCAGCGAGUGUUCUACCAUGUCAGGUUGAAACGUUCACUUCACGCAUUCGUUUGUUUGUUAUCUCCUUGCCAACCGUGAUAUACGGCUGGCUGUGUUUUCAAAUCGCUUUGUUGAUCCGCUUAGUGCUGCAACCAAACCUCUUAGCCGUCCUCGCUCGCUCCAUUAACUUCUAUAUGUCAUUGUGGAAACUUUUAUGUGUUGUUCAUUAAAAAGUGACAAAAAACUAGUCAUCAGUAUUUGUUGUCAUCGCACAUCACAUUGAGAUCUGAAGCUUUGUUAGCAUCUAGUUUUUUUCAGCUGAUUAAAGAAUCAGAGGUGAAAAUGUAUGAUGUAUACUGGCUUACAUGUAUUGAAUUAUUUUCAUAAUUAAAUAGGCAGUCUUAGACUGGCAAAGAGUGAAAGUCCAUCACAGGCUACUGAAAAUCAGUUGAUUAAAACUAACACAAAGAAUGCCCUUGCAUCACAGCAAUUGGGCACCCUGUUUUUGUACUAGUAGUUGCAUCAUGUCCCAAAUAAAUCUGGUCCAUGCGAAGCCUAAAACAUUAUUUCCAUAGUCAUUUGAAGUGGUACAAUAAAACAUGUAUUUAUUUAUAUUUGUAGAGUUUAAAUUAUAUUUAAAAAUGCAUUUAGUACUCAUAUUUUGAUUUUUUCCCCAUAAAUUAAUAUAUUGUUGAUGUGUUAUUGUAUUAGGGAACGAAUUUUUUAAUAAUGUGAUGGUCUAAUGAACACAUGUUUCAGUUUAUUUGUUAGUAGGUGUUUAACAAUAGGUAAUUUGUGCCUGGAACAACAAACAUGAUUGCAUUGCUGAUCACCUUUCUAUAUUAGGCUUAAUAGCAUAUGUGAGUGCAAGAUCUGGUAAAUAUGAUAUAUGAUAAAAACCCAGUUUUAAAUUUGAAAUGGUUGAAAAGUGAAUAUGUUGUACCUUUAAAAAUUAUGGACCUAAUGCAUUAGUUCUCCAAGAGAAUACAUUGCAUAUUUCUUGGGACUUUAGUUCGUUAAUGUUGAUGUACUUAAAAGCACUAUUCAAGUAUUACGAAAAUUUGCAGUAUUUGCUGUCACCAGAGCAUAAAGAAAAAA
Messenger RNA from Cryptotermes secundus, 5920 nucleotides. RefSeq names its product protein kinase C (gene Pkc98E). Gene Ontology annotation, molecular function: ATP binding; diacylglycerol-dependent serine/threonine kinase activity. Gene Ontology annotation, biological process: protein phosphorylation. The record is from RefSeq and is a predicted model, not a curated record. Bases 22 to 2346 code for a protein of 774 amino acids. The transcript is spliced from 14 exons. Lineage: Eukaryota; Metazoa; Arthropoda; Insecta; Blattodea; Kalotermitidae.